Phytophthora nicotianae INRA-310 is the source of this 2101-nucleotide messenger RNA. RefSeq lists its product as hypothetical. Lineage: Eukaryota; Oomycota; Peronosporomycetes; Peronosporales; Peronosporaceae. The transcript is spliced from 2 exons. The record is from RefSeq and is a predicted model, not a curated record. Bases 26 to 2002 code for a protein of 658 amino acids.
GUCAUCGCAUUUCCAGGUCAUCGCGAUGAGCUUCGAGGAGAGCGUCACGUCCUUCUACGUGGCGUUCGCGGAGCAGCAACUGGACCAGGUAUGUCAGGCCUUGGGAGACAUGCGUGUGUCAGCUAGACGUACGUCGGACGGAGACCAGGAGGCGGCUGCUGUACGCGACGAGAUGUUACGCAACUGCGAAGCCAAAGCCCAGACGCUGCAAGACACCGCACUCUCCCGUCUGCAGCAGGCCUGCGCGGGCUCCGACGUGGAUGUAGACGCAGCACUGACUGCCUUCGCUCGCUGUGCUGCUCUGAACGCCGCACAAGAGGCCGCGCCCAAGUUUUCCAGCUGCUUGAGUGGCAUCUUCGCCACUCAAGCCCGUGCGAGUCUAGACCGCGUACGAGGCAGCAAACAGGCCGCGAAAGUCAAUGAACAUGGCUACAUCGACCGAGCGUUCUACGUAGAAUCGUUAAGCGAGCUGCUGACUGGCGCUACGGACAUUAUGAACGCUGUAGCGGAUGUUACAGCAGAUCCACUGGUACUCAAGCAAAUACUGGAGCCGAUCCACGCUUCAUGUGCUAACAUCGCGUUGCAAAUGGUACAAAUGUAUGCAGACGACGCUCGAAUGGUGGCGUGGGAACGUAGAGCUAAUUCCCAGGCACAGAGAGACCCCAGACACGUGCUGGAGGGCGACGAAGUGGAGGCGGACGAGAGUUUACAGAUGAUCGACUUGUUUCUGGAUGAACUCGCAUUUAUUAUCCGAGUAUUAGUGAGCUAUACUGCGUUCCUAGCUACAGUAUGUGAAGGAUUGGGACAGAAAGAUGGAGGAUUCCAAGUGAAAGUGCAGGAACUUAGUGGUGUGUACGUUGUGCUCGAAAGAUUCUACGUGUUCCAGUCGGUACACAAAGCCACGGCGAUUGCUGAGCCCCAGGAACUGGAACAGGGAGUCUACGUGUCCAGUGUCGUUGAGGACGUGUCGUUCGUACUCAAUAAGGCGUUCUUUAGAGCGUCACAAUGUAUGAAUUAUCAUACUGCUCUGUCGAUUGUGAUUGCGAUAGUGGACGCACUGGAGUCACAGUAUCUGCAAGCUAUACUGGUACUACCUAGUCGACCGUGCGUGAUCCCUCUGAGCUCCAUUAACGCAGCAACUGGACAAGAUGGCAACAACGAGCAAGAGGUGUCCUUUUCGGACAUGCUAUUGCAGGCCGUGGAUGAAGAUUUGCAGCGAACAUUACAGGAGGAAGCGAGACUCAUCAUGACCAUCAACUCGGCUUACAUGAGCGGCGAGUUUGUACGUGCACUACAAGAAAAAAUCGAGGAAUAUUCAAGCUCGAGUUUCCCGAAUGAUGCUCCUAUUCUCGAGUGUCUACCGACGCCUAUUCACGAUAUGACGGAGGCAUUCCACUCAAUUGUAUCCAACGAGAUACAGGAGAUGCUCUCACGAACUCUUCACAAACGACUGCCUCAAGUGCUCAGUCGUUCAAUGGAUGAACAACUACAGUACGUUCUAACGUCAGCUCAAUACGAUGCACUCGGGUCGCAGGGCUCUCCUUUGGUACGACUAGUGGAACGAGAGAUCCUGACAAAUCGAGAGCUGCAACGGUAUGAACGUGCACUAUGCAGAGUUUCCUUUGAGGACCUCGUUGAAGCAGCCACGCAAUACUUAACGUCUUGUGUGGAAAACGCGCUUCUCUCGUCCAAGAAACGCUGCAAUGAUUUGGGUGCGUUGCAACUGGAACGUGAAGUCACUGACAUGUUGACACGCAUGUCCACGCUUGUGCCGCAAAGAAGCCUUCGUGGAGCUUUUACCCGACUCUUUCAAGUCGUGUUUAUCCUAAACUUGAUGCAGCCAGCACACGUUCUAGACUACUUGGCGAGCUUGCGUGAGGAGUUUUCUAUGGAAAUUAUUGAAACACUCCUGCGCAUGCGUGUAGACUUCAAAAGCCAGGAUAUCGCGCGUGUGAUGGAUCAAAUUUCCAAGACCGACACAAAAUCCACAAAAUCUUCGUAGCAAGAUCGACUUUUGUGUAACUCUACAUAUCAUAGACGAAAGUGAGACUGUGGCAUGUUCGUUCUUUUUGAUAAAACUAUACAUGCGUGGUGCACCUCU